GCCUCGCGCCGCUGGGGCGUGUCCUUGGGGGGCUAUAUAAGCAUCUGGAGGGGCGGUGGGCUGCGUUUGUCUGCUGUUUGUUAUACCUCUGUGGAGGUUUGCGGGAAAUCUUCAGUUGCCGGCUCAAGCCAGAGUUUCAGAAUGGCAGAAGAAUCUGCUGCUCCUUCUACUUCUGUGGACAAAACUGAGAGUAUGGAUGUGGAUGGAGAAGCUAAGAAGCUGUUGGGUUUGGGGCAGAAAAACCUGGUGAUGGGUAAUAUUCCAGCUGCUGUUAAUGCAUUCCAAGAAGCAGCCAGCCUGUUGGGUAAGAAGUAUGGUGAAACAGCAAAUGAGUGUGCAGAAGCUUUCUUUUUCUACGGGAAAUCUCUUCUGGAGUUGGCAAGAAUGGAAAAUGGUGUGCUAGGAAAUGCCUUGGAAGGAGUGCAGGUGGAAGAGGAGGAAGAAAAAGCUGAAGAUUCAUUGGUAGAAAAUGCUGAUAAUGUAGAUGAAGAAGCAAGGGAGGAAUUAAGAGAGCAGGUAUAUAAUGCCAUGGGGGAAAAGGAUGAAUCCAGAAAAACUGCUGAAGAGCCUGAAGCUAAAAUGCAACUGAAAAGCGAAAAUGUAGAAAUGGAAGAAAUGAAGGAAGAAAAAGUAAACGAUGAAGCAGAGGAUGUAGAACAGAAAACUGUUAGAGAGAGAGAGGAGGAACAGGUUAAUCCAGAAAAGCAAAUGGAGGCAGCUGAGAGAAAAAAGCAGGGAGCCAGUGAAAUAGUUACUGGGGUAGCAAAAGACAACUGUACUGCUAUGAAAGAUAUGUUGGUGACUGCAGAAGAACAGGUGGGUGUAGCUGAGGAAGAGAAGCCAGUGACAGCAGAAGAGGCAGAGAAGGACACUACUAUAAACAAGCCCAUGACUACAGAAGAGGCAGCUGAGGCACAGCAACCAGCACCAGCAGGAGAGGCUAUGGAAGAUGCUUCUGUAGAAGAGAAGCCAGUGGUUGCAGAAGAGGCUGUUGGGGAAGAAAAGGCUUUGGAAGCAGCAGCUGAGGUGGUGGAAGCAGCAGCUGAGGUGAAAGAGAUUGAAGAAGAAACAGCUCAGCUUGGAGACCAGGCUGCUGAAAAACAGACAGAUAGUAUAGUAGAAAAGACAGCAGUGGAGGAAGAUGUAGAAACUUCAAGAGUGGCAACAGAAGAAUUGGCAACAGCUGGUGAGAAAGCUGAAAGCCAGGUAGAGGCAACAAUAGAAAAAAAACAGCCAGCCAAAGCUAUUGAGGAGAAGGCUGAAAAAAUGGAAACUACUGCGGAGCAAGUAGUGAUGGACUUGAAAGAGAAAGAAGAGCCCUUGGCUUCAGAAAUGGCAUUGCCUUCAGCUGAAAGUGAAAUUCCUCCUGCAGGGGGCACAGAGCCAUCACAUGAAACACAAAUUGAAGAGAAAGAUGAAGCUACUAAGGUAGAAAAGGAGGAAGAAAAGGAUGACGAGAUGGGAGAGGGAGAAGAAACGGAAGGGUCAGAAGAAGAGGAUAAAGAGAAUGACAAAGCAGAAGAGGAUAAAGAAAAUGACUCUGCAGUUGAAGAGAAGGAGAGUGAAGAAGAUGAAGUUGGAAACCUAGAGCUGGCCUGGGAUAUGCUGGAGCUGGCAAAAGUAAUAUACAAAAGACAGGACACAAAAGAAGCUCAGCUUCAUGCUGCCCAGGCUCAUCUGAAACUAGGAGAAGUUAGCAUUGAAUCUGAAAACUACAUCCAAGCCAUAGAAGAGUUCCACUCCUGCCUGACCCUUCAGCAGAAAUAUUUAGAGACCCAUGACCGUCUGCUUGCAGAGACUCACUACCAUCUUGGAUUGGCCUAUCACUACAACAAUCAGCAUGAUGAAGCAGUUCUUCAGUUCAGUAAAUCAAUGGAAGUCAUAGAUAAAAGAAUGGUGAUGCUGACUGAACGGCUAAAAGCAAAAGGAGAAGUAUUAGCUGAGGAUGAGAAGGAAAUUGAAGAACUAAAAGGAUUGCUUCCUGAAAUUAAAGAAAAAAUAGAGGAUUCCAAGGAGUCUCAAAAGAGUGCAAGAGUGGCUGAACUAGCUGUGAAAGCAACUCUGGUUGGUGGAUCUUCCUCUAGCUUUUCCCAGGGAACUGAAAGCAGUUUGGCUUCAACUAUCACAGUUGGACAAACAGCUGAUGGAGCAUCGCAGUGUGUUACAGACAUCUCCCAUCUUGUUAGGAAAAAGAGGAAACCAGAGGAAGAGGCUCAACAGGGAGACAAUGAAGCUAAGAAAUCUAAACCAGAACCGGCUGUCAAUGGUGGUGGUGAUGCUGCUCCCAGUGGAAAUGAGGUGGCAGAGAAAAUGGAAGAGGAGACAGAAGAGAGGCCACAAAUUGAUACAAUUCAAAGUGCUGUAUGAUACAUCUUUAAGAUUGAACCUCCCAAGGACUAUGGGUUUUGUAUAUAAUGUAUUUUUUCACUUUGGCAACUUUUGUAUUCAAUAAAGAUUGUAAGCAAACAUUGA
Sphaerodactylus townsendi is the source of this 2472-nucleotide messenger RNA. RefSeq names its product nuclear autoantigenic sperm protein (gene NASP). Lineage: Eukaryota; Metazoa; Chordata; Lepidosauria; Squamata; Sphaerodactylidae. The record is from RefSeq and is a predicted model, not a curated record. Gene Ontology annotation, biological process: CENP-A containing chromatin assembly; DNA replication-dependent chromatin assembly. The transcript has 15 exons. Gene Ontology annotation, cellular component: nucleoplasm. Gene Ontology annotation, molecular function: histone binding. Bases 142 to 2367 code for a protein of 741 amino acids.